GAUUACUGCUUGUUGCUUGGCAGGAAAAACAAAAGGAAAGUUUGGAAAAGUCAAGGGAUUUUUGUGUGUUGCAACUUUCUGCUUUUGGUGUUAUUAAUUAGACACUUACGUUUCUACUUUACUGGCAUCAUGAUGUCCUAGCUCUUCUUGACACCAUGGCAGAACCUGCAUUUCGACGAUCAAAUUCUCGCUCUCCUCGAGGGCCUCGACAACAUGGACGAAGGUCACUUACCCCCAAGGCCUCUCGGCAUUAUGGACGACGUUCACGUGACAGGAGCUACAGUGAUGAUUACAGUGACGACUAUACAGAUUAUUCAGACUCCUUCGUAUCUGACGAAGAUCCAUAUCCCUCACGGAGAAACAAGCCCGCGACUGGCCCCAAGUAUGUGCGAAAACCUGCAACAGUUCCAUUAAAAAAGAAGAAAUCCAAACCAUCACUCCAAAAAGCUACGACAAACUUAAUGCGCGUAGACCAAGUGACAAAAGCGAUGCAGGAAACCAGGAGGAUGAAGUACAACGAAAUGAAGAGUGAGUUAGACUCAAUGUCUCUGAAGUGCCAUGACUUGGAGGAGGAAAACAAGGUACUAAAACGACUCCAACGACGACAGGAGAAAGCUUUAGAAAAGUUUGAGCAUGAAGAAAGUGACUUGCCUCAGUUACUACAGAGGCACAACAAUGAACUCCGCAGUCUGAAAGACCAGCUGAGGAAGGCGCGAGAGAAGAACAGUCGCACUGAGCGCAGCCUUCACGAAGCAGACGCAGAGAGAGAUCAGCUGAAGCGUCAGGUGACAAAAUACCGUGAUUUGGCGGAGGAGCGAGGUCUGCCUCAGCGAGAUGAGAUGCACCGGCGUCUUCUUGCGGCCGAAGCUGACGUUCAGGAAAAGAACAAAAGAGUCAAGGAGUUGGAACGUCACUUAGAAAACUUAACAAAAAACCACAAGCAUCAAAUUGGCAUCGAAAUUGCACGCCACAGAGAGUUACAACGCAAGCAUGAAGAACUAACUGAUACUUUCAACAAAAUUCAAAUCCAGUUAAAGGAAAAAGAAAAGGAGUUGGACAUAAAAAACAUAUACGCCAAUCGAUUAUCAAAACGACAGCCUGCCUCAUACGGGGGCACACCCCACGAAAGCCCCUCCCCUUUGAAAGCUGACAGACAGCGUAGGCUCUCCAACUCUGAGGCAACGCCGAGACAGAAAGCAAAGGCAUACGAACAGGAGCGCAGACAAAAAGAGAAAAAUAAAACAGCUGCUGAUGAUAAACUGGCAUGGGAGCACCUUGAGUUUGAGCGGCAGCAAGCAGAGAGCCUGAGGGAAGAGAAAGAGCGUCGCGACCGCGAGAACAGAGAGAUGAAACAAAAGGAGGAGCGCGCCAUUCGUGAGAGGGUCGAACGUGAAGAACAGGAAAUCCGACUUAAAGUAGAAGCAGAGGAACGAGAAAAACGACAGCGAGAAGAGCGAGAUAGAGCAAUGAAGGAGGAGAAGCGUUUGGAAGAGGAGAGAGAAAGACGACGACACGAGGAAAUGAUGGAACGCCAACGUGCAGAAAAGGAGAAACAAGCGCAAGAAGAGCGCAUGAGGCAAGAGGAGGAGAGGCGAGCCCAUGAGGAAAGGGAGAGAGUGGAGAACGAAGCUAAACUUCAAGAGGAGAGGAGGAAGAAGGACGAUCUUCUGGCACGCCUCAAGGCACUGGAUUCUGGUUCUGAUUCACAGAAAAAAGAAGAGAAAAAUGCCAUCUUUCUCACUAAUGACCAUGAGAGUGGGACAUCAUCUUCAGCCAGUAAGAAGAGCGCCUAUAGCUUCAGUCAAGUCACAGAAAAUCUCCACAACGGGAAACCGUCACAUGAGGAAAUUGUUGUCCCAUAUUUGGAGAAACGGAGAAAUCGAUCGUUGUCUACAGAAGAGGAGUCAGGCUACCAGCCUUCGUUUACAGACUCUGUCUUCAAAGAAAAGAGACCUCCUAAGAACUCAUUUGCUGUGAUUUCAAACACUAAAGAAUCUCCUCAGGGUGACAUUACUGCCAGUCAAAAGGCUCGCAAAAAUAAUCUCAUGAAUGAAUUGUUCGGUAAGAGCCGUGAAAAUUCGUCUGUAGCUCCUAAAGCAGAAUUGUCAGACUUGAACGACUUUUUAGGACCAAAAACAAAUUCUUCCCCAGCACGUAAAAAGUUUCCAUGGGAUGAGAAAACGAAUCAUGCCAAUGGUGACAAAAGCGCUGACAGCAAUUCCAAGAAACCAAGGAAUUCUAGUGCCUUGUUUGGAGGAGGGUCAGCCUUGAUUGAUGAUGACACAAAUCUGAUAAGGGACCAAGGAAAUCUAUUACCGCUACGCACUCGCCAACAACCAACGACAAUACAGAACAAACCCACCGUUAAUGCAGUUGAUAACUUUGAUGACGACAUUGAGGAAGUCAUUCUCUGAGUUUGGUCCAAAUGGUUACCAAAAGCAAAAUACAGGACAGGCAUAUCCAGAAAUCAUAAUUUAUAAUUCUGGUAUCACAAGAUUGAUUUCAUCUUUCUUAAGGUCCUUUUUUUUUUUUUUAAAUAACUACAGAAAUUUAUUUAGACAUUAAUUACAUACUCAACAGUUUUUUUUCCUUAGGCUUUCAGGCUUUCAUGCUUUCUAACGUGAGGCAAGUUAUCUGCCAUUGAGAUAAUUCCUCAUAGUGUAAGGCCUGACCCUAUUACGUUUAUAUUCAUAUUUUUAUACUUUAUUGGGUUUUUUUUUUUGGUACCUAAAAUGUAAACAUAAGGUUUCUGUUUGUCUGACUUCGCAAGCAUGGCGACUCACUACAGUGCACUUACCUUUUUAUCUGCUCACUGCUAUUUGUCACUUUUGAAGGAAUACAAAAUUAUCGCUGAUUGGCUGCUGUGAGAUAGGUAUUAAGUCCAGGUUAUGCCCAGCCUAAAUAGAAUUUUAGAUUUGGCGCAAUUCUUCAAUCGUGAACACGGCUACAGGCAAUAACCCAGGAUAACCUCCAGCAUCAGCCAAUCAGUGCUGAUUCUAAAUCCCUUGACGGUUGUUCCUAUUAAAAAUUUUCUGUUAUACAGUAUAUGCACCAGGUAUACCUCUCUGUUAUGUUUGUUGUAUGUAUGUAUACAUAUCCAUCUCCAUUCGAAGGUCAUCGAGCCCUGUGUAAUGGUAUUGUGUAGGGCACUUACAGCUCAGCUGGAUUAGACUGCCCAGGUGCUGUAAUAUAGGCUACAUAUAUAUGUAGGUUUGCGUACCCAUGUACACUUUGUUUACUCACACACACAUGUAUGUGUACAUUUACAUUUAUACUCAUUGGGAUAAUUAAACGUGUACCGAGUAGCCACCUUCAUGUUCAUGAGGUUUUUUCUUUUUUUUCUUUGUUGGUUUUACUUUAAAAUUUUUAAAUGUUUUAAUCCUUCAUUUCAUUGUGAAAUUAAGGUGGCUGUUCUCUUAUAGCAUGGCCUGAAGUCAACAGCAAUAGUGUGUGUACCAAAGAUAUUUUUUACCAAAAACUGAUCAUAAAUGUUUGUGUAAGGAAAGGAGACAGUCAGCAUACUCAGAAAACUGAGUUCAGAAGACAUCCACAUUUACACACUCACCACAUUAUUUGACUUGCAUAUACAUACAUGAGAAUAAUUUAUUAUUUGACAUGAUUUUUUGACGUGUUUCUCACUUCAUUCAGUUUCAUUUCUUUUUUUUUUCCUUAUUUGGGAUGG
Molecule: messenger RNA, 3682 nt
Organism: Liolophura sinensis
Lineage: Eukaryota; Metazoa; Mollusca; Polyplacophora; Chitonida; Chitonidae
Product: lebercilin-like
Exons: 6
Coding region: 156-2414 (752 amino acids)
Biological process (GO): intraciliary transport
Cellular component (GO): axoneme
Source: RefSeq, a predicted model, not a curated record